AUGAUGGUGCCUUCGGCGCGACGCGUGCAGCCGCUGGGCGCGUCCUCGCUCGCGCGGGUCGCGUCGAGCGCGCCGCGCGCACCCCGCGCGUUCCGCGUCCUCGAGACGCGGAACGCGCGAGGCGCGUCCAUCGCGCGACUCGCGCCCGCGCGACUCGCGCCCGCCGCCGCCGACUCGCACUUUGAGAGCGUCAAACUCCCGCGGUGGGAGGGAGAACGCCUCGGGUGGCCCGAGCGUCGGCGCGGGGGAUGCGAGCGCGGGCUCAACCGCCGCCGCGUCCGCGCCGACGCGUCCCCACCGUCCUCCCCGUCCCCUUCCGAGGUCGCCGCCACUCAGCCCGACGACGAGCCCCAACGCGGAGGAAUCGCGGGCUUCUUCAAGCAGCUGGACGGCCUCUGGGGCCAGCUCGUGCCGAUGGCGUUCAUGUUCUACUGGAUGGCGCUCGCCAACGGCAUCCUCGACGCCCUCAAGGACACCCUCGUCGUCACCGCCUUCGGCGGCGCGGAGCAGAUACCGUACCUCACCGUGUACGCCGUGCUGCCCGCGUCUCUCGCGGUGGUUGGAUUAUUCGCCAGGGUGAACGCCAUGUGGGGCCGCGAGAAGCUCUUCUACGUCUUCCUCGGCAUCUUCAUGACGUUCUUCGCCGCGUUCACCGUGGUGUUGUACCCCAACGCGGCGGCCUUGCAUCCGACGGCGUGGGCGGCGAAUGUCGCGGCGACGCUCCCGCAGGGCAUAGCCGGCGGGAUCGCGGUUUUGACCAACUGGACGUACUCCCUCUUCUACGUUUCCUCCGAGCUGUGGGGGGACGUGAUCUUGUCGUUACUGUUCUGGGGGAUGGCCAACGAGACCACGAGGCUGCAGGACGCGAGCAUAAUCUACCCGCUGCUGGGCGUCGGCGCCAACAUCGCCCAGGCGAGCUCCGGCGCGCUCGUGCGAUGGGUGAGCACCAAGUGGGUGCCGGGCCCCGGCAUGUCGGUGGAGGCGGUGUGGGGCGCCAAGCUUCGACUGUUGAUGUCGCUGGUGAUGCUGUGCGGCGUCGGCAUCGCGGCGACGCACGCGUACAUCAUGCACCGCGCGCACCAGGCGGACGGCGGCGUCGGCCGCGCCGCCGCUAAGGAGGCGGCGGCGGCGGCGAGGAAGGCUCACGAGGAUGAAAAGGCGGAGAACGCCGCUCUCGUCGCCGCGGGAAAGGAGAAGAAGAAGGCCAAAACCGGGUUACUCGACGCCCUCCAGUUCGUGCUCCGCUCCCCCGAGGUGCUCUGCCUCGCCAUCAUGUCCGUGAGCCAAGGGUUGAGCUCCAUACUGUUCCAGGUGGCGUGGAAAGGUCAGUUGAGAAUCUUGCACCCGUCCCCGGCGGAGUACUCGGCGGCUAUGGGCGACGUGCAGCUGGCGUCCGGCACCCUCACCUGCGUCCUCAUGGUGUGCGCCCCGUACCUGUUCCGCAAGCUCGGGUGGGCCGGGACGUUGGGGGUGACGCCCAAGUCCGCCAUGCUCCUCGGCUGGGCGUUUUUCGGAGCUUCCAUCUGGAUGGCCAACGCGGGUCACCUGGUGAUUUCGUCGCCGCUCUUACCGUACCUGGUGUGGGGGGGCAGUCUGCUGUACGUCAUCGAACGCGCCGCCAAGUUCUCGCUGUUCAAGCCCGCGGAGGAGAUGGUGUACAUCACCCUGGACGACGAGUCGCGAACCAAGGGCAAAGCCGCUGUUGACGUGCUCGGGGCUCAGAUGGGAAAGACGGGUGGGUCGUUUUUGCAGCAGGGUUUGCUGCUGUACUACGGCACGAUCGUCGCCGCGCUGCCCAUGCUCAUGCUCGGGCACACCGGCAUCGUGUUCAUGUGGCUGUGGGCGGUGAAGAAGCUGGACGACAUGCACGGGAGCGAGCUCGCGAUGGUGAACGAUCCCCACGCGCUGGCCGAGGCUGAGGAUGCCAAGGCGGCGGCGGCGGCGGCGGCGAAGGGGGAGGGGGAGGGGGAGGGAGGGGCGGGGGGAGGUGGGGGAGACGGGGACCUGAAGGGCGCCGCGCCCGCGGCGGCGUGA
Messenger RNA from Micromonas commoda, 2034 nucleotides. Its product is annotated as ATP:ADP antiporter family. The record is from RefSeq and is a predicted model, not a curated record. The transcript has a single exon. Gene Ontology annotation, biological process: nucleotide transport. Bases 1 to 2034 code for a protein of 677 amino acids. Gene Ontology annotation, molecular function: ATP:ADP antiporter activity. Gene Ontology annotation, cellular component: membrane. Lineage: Eukaryota; Viridiplantae; Chlorophyta; Mamiellophyceae; Mamiellales; Mamiellaceae.